UAGUGCAUGGAGAAAUAAACAUGCAUGCUUUCCAGCGCGUCAUCAUUGGCGUGACGCUGGCAUUAGCCCAGGCUACAGAUUUGGAUGGAGCCUGGUAUGGACAACAGCAUGAGACGGUGAAAGUUAUUAACGAAGUUGUCUCAGUGCCACAUCCAGUUCCUAUUCCCAGUCCCUAUCCAGUGCACAAGAUCAUUCCAGUGCCUCACGCGAUUCACGUUCCGCAUCCCGUGCCAGUUCCCAAACCCUAUCCCGUAAUCAAGAAGAUUCCAAAAAUCGUCACCGUACCGAAGAUCAUCCACGUGCAUAAACACUACCCUCUAGCACACCAUGUCCCAGUGCCGGUACCCAUUCCAGUCUACAAGGAUGCGCCAUACCCAGUAUACAAGCACGUACCGGUUCCAGUGACCCAACAUGUUCCAGUGACCCAAAAAGUCCCCAAAUAUAUCCCGCUGCCCGUACAUAAAAUCAUUCAUGUUCCACAGCCAGUAACCAUUCCAGUCAAGGUGCCUGUCUUCAAAGAGGUCAUAGUCAAGAAGCCGGUAGAGGUGCCGGUGCCGGUCUUCAUCAAGAAGCAUCAUCACCAUGGAGCCGAUCACGGUCACAGCCACUACGGAGGACACUUUGAACACGGCUACAAAGCGUGAAAAAGCGCAGGGGUCAUACAACCUACGUUCUGCCAAAUGGUGCGCAUUCAAUGAGAGCUCGAUGUGAUAAUAGCUGGCAUGACGAUUUUACUUCAUCAACUUAAUUGUACAAUACAUGGAUUUUCAUGCAAAUCAAACUGUUUACGUCGUCUAGCGAGUGACUCCUUUUUACAUCUAACCUACCUUCACGUCUCUUAGCACGUCACGAACCUCAGAAACCCGUAUGUAGAAAUUUCAAGCCGCCGAUGCAAGCCAGAUGCUAGUGGAACAAACAUGUAAAUAAGAAGAACGUGUAUAAAGAAGAUGAAGCUGGUUAUCGAGGAUUGGAUCACAUUCAUCCGAGUAACAGAUGAUAAUCAUUUGUAUCGGUAUCUAAAAUGCAGAAACGCUCGAUGCCGGCUUUUUGUGUAUGUGUAUAAUACCACAGUACUUGGAAGAGAUGAUGAUGAUGUCGAUACGGCCUGAUGCAUACAAUGCACA
Molecule: messenger RNA, 1124 nt
Organism: Varroa destructor (honeybee mite)
Lineage: Eukaryota; Metazoa; Arthropoda; Arachnida; Mesostigmata; Varroidae
Source: RefSeq, a predicted model, not a curated record